AUGGGGCGGCUCUUGUUCAUUCCUCUGUUGGCAUGCUUCUUCUCCACGUUAUUGCUCGGACAGGUGAGGAGUGCAACCCUGAUGAAAGUGAGCACCACACCGAUCUUCCCCACAAUCCCCAGGGAUCGCAGCAACGACGACUUCCAGGUGCUACUGCGCGUCGAGGCGCCACCGGCUGCCGACGGCCAUAUCCCCAUCGACGUCGUCGCGGUGCUUGAUGUCAGCGGUAGCAUGAAUUUUCCGGCAGCGCCGGCGAAGAAGAAUCAGGCGUCCAGACUGGAUGUGCUCAAGACGGCAAUGAAGUUUGUCAUCAGGAAGCUUCAUAGCGAAGACCGCCUCUCCAUCGUGGCAUUUAAUGAUAAACCUGUCAAAGAAUAUAGCACUGAUGGUUUCUUGGAGAUUUCCGGUCAAGGCCGGAGCACUGCCGGAAAUAAAGUUGACAAGCUUCAGGCCGGCGGUGGCACUGAUAUUUUGUCAGGUUUGGUGGAGGCCAACAAGAUACUGGAUGCGCGGGCAAACAAAAGCCGAAUAGGGUUCAUCGUCCUCCUCACGGACGGCAACAGCUCGACGCCCAUCCAUGGCGCCGUCAGCAACUACCCCGUGCACACCUUCGGCCUGUGCACGGAGCACGAACCGGAGCCGCUGUUCAAGAUCGCAAAACAAUCAGGCGGCACCUACUCCUUCGUUGACGAUGACAACCUGGACAAGAUCACCUCCGCCCUCGCGCUGUGCGCCGGCGGGCUCAACUCCGUCGUUGCCGUCGGCACGCACCUCGUCCUCAAGGCGUCCAACGGUGUGAAGAUAGUCAAGAUCAUCUCCGGGGGUUACGCGAACUCCUUCCAAGAGACCACAGGCAAGAUCACCAUCGGCGCCCUCUACGCCGGCGAGGUGAAGAACUUCAUCGUCCAUCUACGCGUGCCUGUCGAUGCUGAGUCUGCGGCUGGGGCUGGGAAUGGUCUCUGCUGCAACCAGCGAGAGCUGCUCGUCGCCAGCCUAGAAAGCCAGUCCAUCGAGGUAGCUAGCGAUGUGUUGAUCGUGGAAAGGCCGGCGGCGGCCACCGCCGUGCUGCCCAAGCUCCCGUCCUCCAUUGUCGUCAACCAUAUCUUCCGGUUCAAAGUGGUGAAGAUGGUCGAGACCUUCAUCGAAAAGGAAAUCCUAAGUUUCACGUCGCCGGUCGGAGACCUGCGAGCGAAGCUGCUGGUAAAGUGGGAGGAGCUCGUGCAGGUCCACCAGUUCUGGGUUGGCCUCGAGCUGGAAGGCGUCCAUGGCGAGAUCCACGCGGUGGCGAACACCCUGCAGACGACGACGCAGGGCCUCACCGGAGGCGCCGUCCGGCCGUCGUCGGUGGCCGCGUAUAUAUUCUCAUGGCUGUCGAGCUACCAGAUGCAGCGGCCGACGGCGAUGGGGUCGGCAGGCAAGGUGGUGGACACGUUCGUGACGCUGCAGAUGCAUCUGACGCUGCAGGCGUCUGUCACGUUCCUGAGCGGUGACACCGGUUCAUCCCCGUCGCCGGCGGCCGACAUCAAGUGCGAGUACAGCUGCGUGGAGAAGAUGCCGCCGGCGAAGCACCUGUUUGUGGCGUCGGGACACGGUGACAACAGCUUCCAUUUCAACCCCGACUUCCAGGGCAUCGUUUCGCUCGACGACAUCAACGAAUUUAUGAGCAAAAUCUACCAGGGCAUGGUGAUAGCAAACAACCUGAAGCAAUGCAACAGCAGCCGUGCUGUUGCUUAA
Molecule: messenger RNA, 1734 nt
Organism: Oryza brachyantha (malo sina)
Lineage: Eukaryota; Viridiplantae; Streptophyta; Magnoliopsida; Poales; Poaceae
Exons: 4
Coding region: 1-1734 (577 amino acids)
Source: RefSeq, a predicted model, not a curated record